CGAGAGGGGGCUGGGGGACGGUUGCCCCGAGGAGUGAGGUCUCUCCUGCCCGGACCCUCCUUCCACCCUCACUGCAGCUUCUGUGCGCGUGGGGCCAUGCGGGGCCUCCGUGGGCUGGUGCUGCCUGUGGCCCUUCCUGCUCGCUGCCUGCUUGGUGUCCCUGCCGUAUGCUGCCCAGGGCUGGGCUCACAGUAGCUCUGAUCCUUCUCUUUCAGGCCGGCUGGGGACCUUCUCCGCUUCUCUUCGCUUCCCCUCUGGGGGCCCUUUAGCUGCCCCUGCACCGCACCUUGCUUCCGGCUAUGCCUGAGAAGGAGCCGUGGCCAGUGGGGCCUGGCUCAGCACCCAGGACCCAAGUCGGCAGCUGUGACAGCAUGAAGAGCCCUGCCUCCGCCUGCUCUGGAUCUAGUGACAGCAGCUUUGACUUCCUGUCUGCUGAGGAGAAGGCAUGCCUGCUCUUCUUGGAGGAGACCAUUGGCUCCUUGGACACUGAAGUUGACAGUGGACUGUCCACUGAUAAGUCUGAACAGGUCACAAUCCCUCAAGCACCUGCAGCUCUGCCCACCACACAGCCCACCUCUCAGGGAGCUUCUGAGGGGCUUGUCCAGGCACCUAACCGGAAACAGAGUGCCAAGGUCCCAGCUGGAGAGGCAGUACUGGGUGAAGUUCUCAUCCCCCCACCAGAGGGGUUCCGGGACGUCCGGCCUGCGCUGAGCUCAGAGCCCCAACUGCCCUCCGGAUCAGGGCAGCAGCUCAGAGCCCUGCAGAGAGAAGAGACUCGGUCAGAGACCAUGGCCCAGAGAGCCAAUGAGGCAGGAAGUACCCGGGCUCCUUCGGGAGCGUCCUCCCAGGAUAGAGCUCAAGAGAGUAUAGCCAAGUCAGGGGGUGACCCAGAGACCCUGGCCCUCAUCACCACCCCCAAGGCCCGGAAACUGCCUCCAAACAUUGUUCUCAAGAGCAGCCGCAGCAGCUUCCAUGGGGACCAGCAUACCUGGCUGGCCCGUCCUUCUGAAGCUAUCUCCGGGGACUCUGGCCUGGCCUCUCCGUCCCUGCAGGAGCAGAGGCGGGUGCGCCGCGAAGCUCUGGAGAAGCUGGGGCUGCCCCAGGACCAGCAGGAGCCUGGUGCUCAUGUAAGCAAGCACGGCAAGCUCAGGGACCUCCGUGCUCCAGGCCCGGCUCUGCCUACAGCACCCGCUCAGCCCACACCUCCCGUUCUGGCCCCUGGAGCCCCCCAGGUGCCUCCUCCAGGAAAGGCUCCUCCCCAGCGUUCUUUUCCAGACAAGGCCCAGACUCCUGCCCAGGAUCCCGCUGCAGGGAAGACUCCGGUGCUCACAUCCAGGCCCAUUCCUAUUCUGAAGUCUCAGGGGUCCCAGAGCCCCCCAGCUCUGCAGAAACUCGGCUGGGAGAAGCCUUUGCGGGAGAGCGGCCUCCCUGGUCUGAGGCAGAUGAGCUUCAAGUCCAACACUCUGGAGAGGUCGGGCGUGGGCCUGAGCAGCUCCUUCUUUGCAAAGAAGGGUCCCGGCCCCCAAGCCAGCAGCUCUCUGGAGAAGGCCUCCUUCCUGGACAAGACCUUCUCUGAUGCCCAGCGUCGCCAUCGUCCCCGCCCUGCCUCCCUGGGCACUGGCAAGGACUUUGCAGGCAUCCAGGUGGGCAACCUGGCCGAGCUGGAGCAGGAGCAGACCUCCAAGCACCUGGCCUACCACGGACAGAGUCGUGACAAGCUGCCCCGCCCUCCCUGUGUCAGUGUCAGGAUCUCCCCCAAAGGGGUCCCUGAUGAGCACAGAAGGGAGGCCCUGAGAAAGCUGGGCUUGUUGAAGGAGUAGAAUGGUGGCCAGCAGGGCCAGAGGAUCCCACAUUUCCAUGAGGUGCCUUGGAAGUGCUGGGAGAG
Messenger RNA from Sorex fumeus (smoky shrew), 1885 nucleotides. RefSeq names its product chromosome unknown C1orf116 homolog (gene CUNH1orf116). Lineage: Eukaryota; Metazoa; Chordata; Mammalia; Eulipotyphla; Soricidae. The transcript is spliced from 3 exons. The record is from RefSeq and is a predicted model, not a curated record. Bases 300 to 1820 code for a protein of 506 amino acids.